Molecule: messenger RNA, 282 nt
Organism: Ilex paraguariensis (yerba mate)
Lineage: Eukaryota; Viridiplantae; Streptophyta; Magnoliopsida; Aquifoliales; Aquifoliaceae
Source: the annotation of a GenBank genome assembly
AUGAGCGUGGAUGUUGCUUUGGCCAUGGUUUCCAUUAGACCUAUUCCUCUUGGUCCAAUCAUGGAGAAGCUGUCACUGUCAACUGAAAACUAUGGGAGUAGCCGGCGGUUUUUCAUUCAAACGCUGGAUGAUCAUGCACUUUCACCAGAUAUCCAAGAAAAGCUUGUGAGGCAAAACCCACCCGAAGGAGUCUUCAAGAUCAAAGGCAGUGAUCAUUGUCCUUUCUUUUCAAAGCCGCAGUCAUUGCACAAAAUUUUGCUUGAAAUUGCUCAAAUUCCGUAG